AAAAAAAAUUAGAUUUUCGAGAUCUUUUAGCUGAAUCUACAGGAUACACAUACGGAGGAGAUCAACAAAUGAGUUCUGAAAUACACCAUACGACUACAAAACUAACUAAUGAAACCUACAAUAAUGCCGUACAUAAUGAUAUCUAUCAUGAUAUUGAAUCUGAAACUAUAAGAGAAUUAUCACGUGAUACAGCUUAUGAUGCUCAAAAUACUGAAAAAACUUAUGUUAGUCAAGUUCAAUUAAAUGCAAUAGAAAAAAAUGCACAAAAUAAAUUAUUAGAUACAAUAUUUAUGGAUCAAUUAAUUGCAAAAUAUAUCCGACAAAAAGGAUCUGUUGUUGAUGUUGAUGAUCUAUCACGUUUUCUCGAUGCAACUGUAAUUGAUAAUUUAAUUUAUCAUUAUCAAGAUAUUAAAGAUAGUCGUUCGAGAACAUUAGAUAAUUAUGCUUUAAGAAAAUUUCAUCUAAAUUCAUUUAUGAAUAUGACAAUGGAUUUAUUACUAACUGAAUUAAGUGCUAGUCUUAUUGAAGAUAUGAAAGAUUUAGAUGAACAAGAACGAAAAGUAUUUUAA
Adineta steineri is the source of this 569-nucleotide messenger RNA. Lineage: Eukaryota; Metazoa; Rotifera; Eurotatoria; Adinetida; Adinetidae. The record is from the annotation of a GenBank genome assembly.